AAAAUUAAGAGAGAGAAAUGGCAGCAGAGAGUGCGUGCAAAAAGUCGCAUGCUAUUAUGAUAUCAGUUCCUUACCAAGGACACAUUAACCCCUUUGUUGGACUUGCUCUUAAGCUUGCUUCUAAUGGCUUCUCCAUCACUUUUGUUCAUCUUGAAUUUAUUCACCACAAAUUAUCAAAAGCCCAUCAUAAAAAUCCAGAAGAAUUCGAUUUAUUUUCUGAAGCUCGAGAAUCAGGUCUCGAUAUACGUUACACAACAAUGAGCGAUGGUUUUCCUCUGGAAUUUGAUAGAGAUCUCCACAUUAUGGAGUAUUGGGAGUCCCUUCUGCGCGAUUUUCCAACUAUAGUCGAAGAAUUUGUUGGAAAGAUAAUUCGAUCUGAUCAAGUUUCAGUCUAUUUCUUGGUUGCUGAUACUAAUUAUUUUUGGCCAGCUACCAUUGCAAAGAAAUACAACCUUGUUAAUGUUUCUUUAUGGACUGAACCAGCCUUGGUGUUCUCUUUGAUUUACCACUUGGAUCUUCUGAGAGAAAAGGGUCAUUUUCCAUGUAAAGAUAAUAUCGAGGAGGAAAUAGAUUAUGUACCUGGAGUUGGAAAAAUAAGCACAAGAGACUUGAUGCCAUAUCUAAAGGAAGCUGAAUCACAAAGUGUAUUAACGAGAAUUUUAUCAGCGUCAUUUAAGGAAGUAAAGAAAGCAGAUUUUAUCCUGCACAACACAGUUCAAGAAUUAGAAUCGGAGACACUCUCAUCUCUCAACAAAUACCAACCAAAUUAUGCAGUUGGCCCUAUUAAUUUCUCCAAGAGUAAUCUUCCGACAAAUACUACUGUCAGCAAGAGUUUAUGGUCCGAAUCAGACUGCACCAAAUGGCUCGACUCCAAGCCAAUGGGCUCGGUUUUGUACGUUUCGUUCGGGAGCCUUGUUCAGACAAGUAAGCAGGUGAUUGAGGAAUUGGCUCAUGGGCUUCUUCUUAGUGAAGUGAACUUCAUUUGGGUGGUUCGAUUAGGUAUUGCUGGAUUUGGGGAUGAUUGUGGUGAUAAUAAUGUUUUACCGUUUGAAUUUGAGGAUGAGAUUAAAAUGAAGGAUAAAGGGUUGAUUAUUCCGUGGUGCGAUCAAAUUCGGGUUCUUUCGAAUACGGCAAUUGGAGGCUUCUUGACUCAUAAUGGUUGGAAUUCGACUUUGGAGAGCAUGUGGUGCGGGGUUCCAAUGAUUUGUUAUCCUAUAAAUUGGGAUCAGCCUACUAAUAGGAAAUUAGUGGUUGAUGAUUGGAAGAUUGGGAUUAAUCUUUGUGAUUAUGGAACAUCUGUUGAUAGGAAACAAGUUGCUGAGAAGAUUAAGCAAUUAAUGAGUGGAACUACUUCGAUGAGUUUGAGGAAAGAAGCAGAUAACAUAAAGGCGAUAUUGCAGAAGGCAGUCGAAGUUGAUGGAUCGUCCGAGAAAAACUUUGAUCAAUUUAUAGAGAAUUUGAGGGCCAAAAUUUCAAAUAAUGAAAAUUAGGAACUGAUCCUUAACCAGAACUGUUGGUUAAGCGAAGCUUUUCGGUAAGAAAAUCGAGUCAAUUAAAAUGAAUCGUGUUCACUCA
Messenger RNA from Erythranthe guttata (spotted monkey flower), 1575 nucleotides. RefSeq names its product UDP-glycosyltransferase 86A1. The record is from RefSeq and is a predicted model, not a curated record. Gene Ontology annotation, molecular function: quercetin 3-O-glucosyltransferase activity; quercetin 7-O-glucosyltransferase activity. Lineage: Eukaryota; Viridiplantae; Streptophyta; Magnoliopsida; Lamiales; Phrymaceae.